This is a messenger RNA of Desarmillaria tabescens, 1167 nucleotides long. RefSeq names its product CAP domain-containing protein. The transcript has 8 exons. Lineage: Eukaryota; Fungi; Basidiomycota; Agaricomycetes; Agaricales; Physalacriaceae. Bases 1 to 1167 code for a protein of 388 amino acids. The record is from RefSeq and is a predicted model, not a curated record.
AUGGCCUCUGGUCUAAUUCAAUCAAAAUCCAACUGUCUGUUCUGUCUCGACAUCAUCGAUAUUUAUCUUCCCCCUUAUGCUGCCAAGUAUACGGUUGUCAAGGCGAACCAAAUCAAUGAAGACUAUAUAAGCUCGCUCUUUCGCAUAUCCUCUUCAUACCUCUCCCUUUCGUUCUGGCUGGCCCUUCUUUUGACACCACAUUCCUUUUUGACCAGAAUGGCUCGGUCUGUCUUGUUCUUCCAUCUGACGCUUUUGUUCUCCUCCUUCGCUUUGGGGCGCUCUGGUCCCGCCUGCUCGAUGAAGCACCGUGGCGAGCAGUUGUGUGUUGAAUUGUGUAAGGAUAACUGGGGGUUCCCGGGUGCGGUAAUGGGUUCUAACCCAUGGGGUCCGGUAUUACAAACAGGCGUAUCUCCUGAAGAUUGGGAUUCGAUCAUAGCCCAAGCUUGCGGAAGUGAUGCGAUAUCUCAUCUGAGGCGACAUCUUCCCAAUUGGCUACCUUCAACAACCCCCGCGUUCUUUGAUACGCCUUUAACCACUUCAACGACGAUAGACACAGUGGUGACUCCAUCCUCGUCCCUUCUCUCGUCCACGGAACUUGUUCAGACCAGCUCUUCCGUGCCGACCUUCUCUACUACAACCACUUCGACGUCAGAGACUCCUUCGACUUCUUCAUCGACAUUUUCCUCUGUUAUAGCGUCUUCGUUAGCUCCAUCAGAAACAAGUUCAUCAAGUUCCACGCCAAGCAGUGAUAUCAUCACCUAUCUUGACGCGCACAACACCAUCCGUGCUCAACACGGAGCAACUGGUUUGACUUGGAGCGAUGAAUUAGCAGGGAAGGCCCAGCAAUGGGCGAACGGAUGUGUGUUUGAGCAUUCAGGCGGCUCCCUCGGCAGUUUUGGAGAGAACCUUGCCGCUGGGACCGGUAGUGGUUAUACCAUUAACUCUGCGAUCAAGUCAUGGACGGAUGAGGCUUCUAUGAUCCUAACAAUCCAGUCGCGUCUCAUUUCACCCAGGUUGUUUGGAAAGGCUACGAACCAGGUUGGAUGUGCCGUCCAGUCCUGCGAUGGAAUCUUUGAUGCUUCUUUUGGGAAAGCCAGCUACUACGUUUGUGAAUAUUCCCCAGCAGGAAACGUCAUUGGCCAAUUUGCUGAGAAUGUUCAGGCCUGA